AUGUCCUCCGACGAGCAACUCAACCACCUCUCCGAGUCCGGCGUUACGAUCCGUUCCGACAGCGAGCUGUACUCAGCCGAGGAUCUUUCAUCACCAGCGUCGUCCAACUCACCUAUCAUCCUAUACAAGCCCCCGACCGUGUGGUCCCUGGUCCGAGGCGCUGCCAUCAACCUGUUGCUGCCGUUCAUCAACGGUAUGAUGCUGGGAUUCGGGGAGCUCUUUGCCCAUGAGGCUGCCUUCAGGCUAGGAUGGGGAGGCACUAAGGUCUUUCCCCUCUCCCGGCGGAGAGCCCAUCCCAUCGGACCCGGCAUCGAGCUUCGGGAUCGUUCAUACAGCCCUCGGCCGUCACUAAACGACAUCGCGAGCUUGGAGUGA
Ilyonectria robusta is the source of this 375-nucleotide messenger RNA. RefSeq names its product outer membrane protein TOM13-domain-containing protein. Gene Ontology annotation, biological process: mitochondrial outer membrane translocase complex assembly; protein insertion into mitochondrial outer membrane. NCBI's taxonomy places the organism in Eukaryota, Fungi, Ascomycota, Sordariomycetes, Hypocreales, Nectriaceae. The record is from RefSeq and is a predicted model, not a curated record. The coding region runs from base 1 to 375 and encodes 124 amino acids. The transcript has 2 exons. Gene Ontology annotation, cellular component: mitochondrial outer membrane.